This is a messenger RNA of Fukomys damarensis (Damara mole-rat), 1035 nucleotides long. RefSeq names its product cytoplasmic polyadenylated homeobox-like. Gene Ontology annotation, cellular component: nucleus. Gene Ontology annotation, biological process: regulation of transcription by RNA polymerase II. Lineage: Eukaryota; Metazoa; Chordata; Mammalia; Rodentia; Bathyergidae. Bases 1 to 1035 code for a protein of 344 amino acids. The record is from RefSeq and is a predicted model, not a curated record. Gene Ontology annotation, molecular function: RNA polymerase II cis-regulatory region sequence-specific DNA binding; DNA-binding transcription factor activity, RNA polymerase II-specific. The transcript has 3 exons.
AUGUGUUACCCCUGUAAAAAAGAUGAUCACAAUGAAGCACCAGAAAGACAACACAGAAGACAGAAAAGAAGACCUCCACACAGAUUUACACAGGAGGAAUUACAGAUUUUGAAACAAUCAUUUGAACAGAACCCUUACCCUACUUUCUCAACCAAAGAAGAACUUGCCAAGCAACUGCGCUGCCGUUUGUAUGUCAUUCAGAAUUGGUUCCAAGGUAGAAGAUGUAGACUACCACCUAGGGUGAAAAAGAGACUCUUUGCCACCUGGAAAUUAAAUGGAUUUUGUGUCCAAAAGUCUCAACGCCUGGGGUCCCCAAAUAUCCAGGUACAAUCUGACAACUCUUCCAUGAAUCCGACUUCCUUGCAUGACCAGGAGACAGUACCACAGAGAGCUAGCGACCCUUCACUGGAAACACAGAUGAUUCCCAGGGGAUAUUUUGACUCAGGUGACUCUGUAGUCCCAGGCAUUAACAGGGAGCCAGGAUGUCCCCUGGAGUAUCAAGGUGCCCCAGCAAGUGGACCUUCUUCCACCUCCACACCAGACUCAUUUAUUUAUCCGAAUGCAUCUAUGCAGUGCUUAGAAAGUACCAGAUAUGAGGCAGGGGAAACUCAAUAUGCUCUGCCUUAUUUUUCCUAUUAUGCUUUCAAUGGGCAGGGAACAGGCUGUCAGCAAGAAGAGCACAAGGCCCCUGAUCAGUAUUUGGUAUUUCAAGGACAGCAGCCAAACGACUGGGGGUGCCAUCUGCAGCAGCUGUCCCAGCCUUGGUAUUACGAAGAGAAUCGCCAGUUGCCAUUCCAAGGCCAUUUUUGGUCAUUCCAGAAUCCAAGUUAUUUAGGGCAAGAGGAGCUCAGUCUUCCAUCAGAGCAGGAAAGCAGCGGAGGUGCCCUGAGCUCCCUGCUGCAGCAGGCACCUGUGCAAACAGCAGACAGGUCUCCACAACGUCUUGGAGAAGGGAAACAGCAAGUCCAUGCAGAGCAUUCCAGGUUUGAAAUCCGGCAGCUUCAGAAUGGGGUUUUUCCAGAUGUGCACUGCUGA